AUGAGCCAACAAAAUAGUCAAGUUACUAGUCCUAUUAUCACUGAAGAAGAACAACAGAAAAUUUUAGAAAAUUUCGAAGAAUAUCAAAAAAUUCUAAAGAAUAUUAAAAAACAAAAAGAAAAAGAAGAAAAAGAAAGAAUUCAAAUAGAAAUCAAUGAAUUGGAAAAAGAAAUAGAAGAAAAAAUCAAAAGAAAGAAUAAGUUAGAAACAAGAUUGGGAAUGAUCACUAUAAAAGAACACAAAAAAGAAAAUCAUAUUUCACAAAGAUUAGGAGAACUUAAUACAAAACAAGAAAGAUUCUACCCAGAAGAAAUUAAUCAAAAUCAUCAAGAAACAAUCCAACAGGAGAAAUUUUACCCAGAAGAAAUUAACCAACAGAAUGAACUAUAUCCAGAAAACAAAAAAUAUGAAAAAGAAUGGAAAA
Entrophospora candida is the source of this 424-nucleotide messenger RNA. Lineage: Eukaryota; Fungi; Glomeromycota; Glomeromycetes; Entrophosporales; Entrophosporaceae. The record is from the annotation of a GenBank genome assembly.